Messenger RNA from Brassica rapa (field mustard), 11544 nucleotides. RefSeq lists its product as uncharacterized. The record is from RefSeq and is a predicted model, not a curated record. NCBI's taxonomy places the organism in Eukaryota, Viridiplantae, Streptophyta, Magnoliopsida, Brassicales, Brassicaceae.
AGCCAAUCCCGUUGCAUCUUUCUUCCACAUCUGUGCUUCGUUGGGCUUCAUUACGAUGGACUUCGUUAUGUUUUAUUUUUGUUAUGUACCUGGCCCAUAAGCCCAUAAGCUUGGCCAAACGGAGAACACCGUAUCGAGCCUCCACAAACCCUAGCCUUAUUUCUCUUGCGCAGACCGCAUCGUGCCUCGACGAACCUCGACGAACCCUAACUUCAUUCUCCCUUGCGCAGACAAAUAUCUCAUCCCUUUCGUCCUUCCCACUUCUUCCCUUUAUCGGUUUCGUCUGUUCAUUCACUCCUUCAUAAAAUCCUCAUUAACCUCCAUUAAUGGAUCCCUUUCGCAUCCCUCACUCUGAUUUCUUUUAUAACCCCGAUCAUUCCACCAGUUUGAUUCCCCGCAAAACUAUCUUCUCUCCCGAUGAAUUCCAACAGCAAAAACUCCGCAUCCGGCGAUCUUAUCUCCAAGAAACCUAACGGGAAGGACGCUGUCUCCUCCGCCGCACCGGUCAAACCCUCCGCCGCAUCGAUGAAACCCUCCGCCGCGGCGAUGAAAAUCUCCGCCGCACCGACGAUCCCCUCCGUCGCAUCGAUGAAACCUAUUGGCCAAUCCGGUGUCUCCGGUGAUUCCUCUUCGACAAAACGUAACGGCAAGGCCGUUGUCUGCUCCGAUGUCCCCUCCGACAACAGCGAUCGCGUCGUGUUCUUCAAAGAUGUGACGUUUGGACCACAAGAAGACGAGUUAAGAUUUCGUCUGAUCCAUUUUUGGGAGGCAAAACACGCAUUCUCGAAGAUACUUAUGGGUCUAGAGAUGCUUCUGGUCGACGCAGAGGGCACUGUGAUUCAGGGAUUCAUCCCACCAUCAAGGAUGGACACUUAUCUACGACACAUGAAGCCCGGUUCCACCUACAGACUUACCAAUUUUUUUGGUUCUAAGACCAAGAAGGUGUACCGGGUUGCUGAUCCAGACGUGACCAUUGCGUUCUCAUGGAAGUCUGUCCUCUCCGAUCUCACAGACACUUCGACUUGGUUUCCUGAAGACCGUUUUCGUUUCCAUGGUUAUGAACAGUUCGAAGCGGCCUGUGACCUCAAAGGGGAUCUGUAUGAUUUUAUUGGUCAUAUCAAAUUGGUGAAUGAGCAGGCUCUUAACGAGAGUUUUGUGCUUGAUGAAGUUGAGAUAGCUUCUGAUCGGCGAAUUUUGGUUCAUGUUCAGACACAUGAUGGUCCUGUGAUGAAGCUCUACAUAUGGGACAAGGUAGCAACAGCCUUUUGCGAGAAGUUUAUAUCGCUUGGAAAACCUCCGAGUGUUAUCAUGGUGACAACUGUGAAUCCUAAGCGAUUAGGAGGUGCUUUGUCUCUGUCAUCCCUAUCAUCUUCACGGGUUUUUUUUGAUACGGAUGUUCAUCAAACCAGGGAGUAUCUGGCUUGGUAUGUAUUCAUCUUUAUAUUUGCACCGUUUACGUUAAUCUACCGACUGUGUUGCUUAUUUUAUUUUUUGAACAUUUCUAGGCUUGAAUCAAACUCGGAAGUUGCUAAUAGAGUUAAUGCUGAGAUUGUCACCAAGGCUGAGACAGCUACAAUAGGUGAGCUACUCACUUACAUGAAGCAGGAAGGAGCGAAGGUUGCUUGGUUCGAGUGUACGGCCACCAUUGAUGAUGUUGUGCGUGGCUCAGCUUGGUACUACAUUGCUUGUGGUGGAUGCAAGACUAAAGCUACUAAAGGACCUACCACGCUUAUGUGUAGGAAGUGUGGAAAGACUGAGAUUACUGGUGCUGCAGAGUAUCUCAGCAAGCUAUCUGUCUAUGACAACAAUGAUCAUGCGAGCUUUGUACUUCUCGGUGACGCUGGGUUUGAGUUAACUGGGAAGAAAGCAUCUGUAUUGGUUGAGAGUUACUAUGAGGCUAAUGAGGGAUCAGGAGAUGAUCAUGUAGUCCCGGUGCCUCAAGUCCUUAUUGACACCAUCGGACAGAAACGCACGUUCGUUAUCAAGAUAUCAAAGCACAACUUGGAAGGCAAGACUCAAGCUUUGACUGUCACCAAGGUACUCCCUCUCGAGGUUCCAGCACUUGGAUACGAUUUAGCCGCCGACGUGGUUGUCUCUCCUACUGCAGAUGAGGGGGUGAAAAGAGGUGCUGAUAUGAUUGUGUCAGAUGAUGCUAAGCGUGCAAAAAGUGGCUGAUAUGUUUUGUGUACUUGGGUUGUGUUUGAAGAACGACUAUCUAUUUGUUCUUUUGCUUCUGGUUUUGUUUUUUCUUUGUUGAAAUAUUAUGAUUUGGUUUGUUUGCUUCAGUUUUUGUGUUGACAUUAUUUAUAUAUCGUAUUUUCUAUUUGGAUAAUUUUUGCUUCGUUGGUUCAUUUGUUUAUGUUGAGGUUUGACCUUUUUUAAGUUGCUAAAAUUUAUACAGUAUUUUUAUUUUUAGUAAUAAUUAUGUUGUUUAUUUUAAAAUAGUAAGGGACAAAUAAAAACUUGAAAAAAUUAUUUUACUUUUAUAUAUUUCUUCCAUAUAUAUUUAUAAAAUUAUCUCUUAUUUGUAUGUAAUAAAAAUUAGGGAACUGAGAUAAUUGAAUCUUUAUACAUGAUUUAUAGUAAACUUUAGAGUAGACUUUCUCUAUUAUAACAUAUAUGAUUUAAAAAAUAAGAAAGGUACAAAUUCUCUUAUUUAAUUAUUUGAUAUUAAAACUACGAAUACUACGUAAGUAAUCAUCAUUACACUAUGAUUAUUUGCCGAACACAAAAAAUAUUGGUGCCAGGGGUCGAACCAUGAAUAAUGAGCAUAUACAAAGGAUGCUCUACCACCGGGCUAAAUACACACUUCGGGAAUCUGAUCAAGACAAAAAAACAUUUACUUUACAGUUUUUUGGCAGGAACUCAAUUUAUUAAUUAGUGAUACUCUUUUUAAAAUAAGUUUCAUUAAAUAACGGAAAACAAUAUGUUCCUUUAGAAAAUAUUUAUAUAUGUUUAAUUAUAUAUAUAUAUAUAUAUAUAUAAUUGAAAGGACAUAGAGUACGUGUUAAUAGAGUCACCAGAUCAUUCUUGCGUCAUUAAUCAUGCGAAGGGAAAGGCAUCGGUUACUUAUCUUUUGUGUUUUUAUAUUUAUUGACGUGCUCCCCAAGAAAAAUUAGUCACAUAAUUGGCUAAAACCAAGUGCUUAAUUUUCUGGAUAUUUACUAAGGUUUAGGAAAUUUCUUAAUACAUAUUAAAUAUAAUGAUUUUUGUAUAAACCCGGGCAAAAUCUCUAGUUAUUUUAAAAAGGCAGUUUCAACUGCUAAUCGGUGAAACCACACACAAAAGAAAACACACGUCUUGUCUUCUCUGCGAGUCAAAGAACAGAGGACAACAUAUCCCUCAUACAUUCUGCAGGAUUCAUUCUGUUGAUUGCCAUAUAGAAUGUUAAAAACGUUUUUAACCUUAUUUUCACUAUUUACUAAAUUUAUGCUAUGUGUUUUUAUUUAUUCAAAUUCGUUAAGCUUAUCAGUAUAUGAGGAGGUGGAGAAGAUCACUCUUGCUCUUUCUAUCAAUAUCGACUCAACACUUUUCUUUCAAGAUGAAAAUGGUUUUUAAAAGUGCCAUUUUUCCACUUUCAAAGUGCCAUUUUGGUUUGAGAAGAAGAGGUUCACUGGGAUUCUCUCAAUUGAGAAUGGUUAAGAAACCAUUCUCAUUUUCAGCUCAACCUCUUGUCUUCUCCAAAGCAGAGAAACUCUGAUGAAGAAUCUACGGAAGAAGAAGAUGCUGAACUUGACGCGUGGGCAUAAAAAAAAUGGUUAGUUUUAAUCCUUCUCUAAACAGCAGCCGAGAUGAUAAGAGAAGAAGUUGCAAAGAAGAAGAAGAAGCAGAUAUAUAUGACUUUUCUGUGCACUAAUUAUGUCAGAUUUUCAACUACUAAGCUCAGAUCUCUUAUGCAGAGAAAAGUUGGAAGGACUAUUUGGAAUCUCUUGGUCACGGUCUUAUGUAUUUUUUUCUAGGAAGUUAUAUAUAUGCUUACAGCCUUACUUUACCCAAUAUUUAUAAUUUGAUACAUUUACCUCCUAUCCCUAGAUUUCUCUUCCUAAUAUGUCUUGUCAAGGCCUUCAUGCACGUACCAUAAAGGAAAAUUAUGACAAGAUCAGUGAAAAGAGAAAGCUUACACCUGUUGAGGUAAUAGUUACUGAUAUAUUUACAGUUGUAUUGAAAAAUACAGCUUAUACUCGGAUAUUUUCUUAUUAAGAACUAUUGGUUUACCUAUAUAUUUGCAGGGUAUUAGUUUACCAAUGCAUUUGAUUGGAAAAUUUUGAAUUAUUGAUUGUUUGACUCUAAUUCGACCUCUAAACCAAGAGUAAGUAACAUCUGUUUUAAGAGUUUGCCAUCUGGCAAAAGACCAAGAGACAAAAAAAAGAAUAAAAUUGUUCACAUAACUCUAGUGCUUUCUACGAUCGUGGAACAGUAGCACAUUAAAUGCCAAAUCGUGGUCGAAUUAUGUUGAACAUGGCAAACACUAUGAUUGGAUCUAUGAUGUGUGGACCUUGCAACAGAAUAUAUGUUUUGUUAACAUUUCUUUGUAAAUAUUCUAGUUCAUGAAGACUUUUUUUUAUUAAGUGUUGUGAGAAGGGUUGUACUGCUGACAUCAGCAAUUAGUUUUUUGUUAGUCAUAGAGUGUAUGAGUGAAUGGUAUUUAUAGAGUAAAAUUUUACUCUGAAUUUUUAUUUACUCCAUAUUCAACUAUAAAUUUAUCAAUUAAAAAUAAACAAUCAUCGUGUCAUGUUUACUCUGUGUCCUGUAGAAAAGGUGAAAAACCACUCUACAAUUUUACUCUUGGAUUUGUCAGAUAAAAUAUUUUAUUCUACUUUUCUAUUCUCUUUUCACUUCUUUUGUUUUACUCCAAAGUUGUAUAUUAAAAAUGGUAUUCAGUAUAUCUAUGGAAGGGAAAAGAGGUUGAUGCAUUUAUUAUCAUAGAACCCAAUGCAUUUGUUAUCAUAGAGCUGCAUUUAUGGGUCUUCAUUCAAAUAUUAUAAUUUUAAUUAAUUGAAAAAUUAAGUCCCAUUGAGAUAGUUGACAAAAAGGUCCCAUUGAGAUAUUAUAAAUUAGAUCAGAAUCUAGUCGUGUAUAUGAACCGAGAAAUAACCAAUAUUGAAAAGGUACAUAUGUUUUAUUUUCUUUUCUAUUUCUCUUUCCACUUCUUUUGUUUUACUCCAAAGUUGUUUAUUAAAAAUGGUAUUCAGUAAAUGUAGGAAGGAAACAGAGGUCGAUGCAUUUAUUAUCAUAAAACUUGAUGCAUUUAUUAUCAUAGAGCUGCAUUUAUGGGUCUUCGUUCAAAUAUUAUAAAUCUAAAUUAAUUGUGAAUUUAGGUCGCAUUGAGAUAGUUGACAAAUAAAAAGGUCCCAUUGAGAUAUUAUAAAUUAGAUCAGAAUCUAGUCAUGUAUAUGAACCGAGAAAUAAGCAAUAUUGAUAAGGUACAUAUAUUUAUAUAACCAAAAAUAAUCAUUAAUAUAAUUCAAGUCAGUUACUUUCAUCUGAAAAUAAUCAUGUAUACAAUUUACUUUCAAUAUUUCAUAUUCCAACUAUCUAAUUAUAUCUAAAUUUAUACUCAAAAUAAUUAAUAUAUUUAAUUUAUGAUUACUACAAAUACAAUUAUAAAUAAUAUUUUAAGAUAUAUAUAUGUAUAUAUAUACUUAUAUAUUUAUAUUUGAGAUAUUUUUGGAUAUUCAUUAGUUCUUGGGUUGAUAAGGUUUGAUACCGGUACAAGUUCUUAGGAUGAUAUAUCAAUAUAAGACUAGUUUAUUUAUGUUGGGUCAAAUCAGAUUCAGAACCUUAAUUGGAUUAGUUCCAACUCAAUUAUUUUUACAUAAAAAAAUCAGUCCAUUUAAAAUGCAUAUAUAAUUUAGGAUAUAUAUAUGUAAGUAACACUUUGUGAUUCUGGCUCUACCAGCUGUGAUUUUGGUACUAGGCUAAAAGCUAAGAAUGUGUGAUUUUGGAGUGAUAUUAAAGACUGAGGCUAAAAUGUUAAGUGGAUGGAUAUCCAAAAAGAGUAAGACUUCAUUGGGUUGACAAAAAAAAAGAGUAAGAGUUUUUUGUUCUUUUCCCCUUCUAACCCAAAACAUAUAGUAUAUCCCAAUGUGCCUCUGAUUAUGUGGCUUUAUCUGACACAUGUAUUUUCCACACUAAGAAAUUGUAUGUUACUUUUAUAUUUUGGAUAUUACAGACCAAAUAGCAGAAAAUAUGUCAAAAAAAAAAUUGAUCAACAUUCAAUAGCUUCUAAAAUUAUGAAUAUUUUUAUUGAAUAUUUUACUUAUUAAUCAGCUAAAAAUUGUAUAUAAUAUCAAGUUAAAAAUGUAGCACCAAAACAAGCUGACACGGCAUGCAAUCCAAGAUCAAUACAAAAGCAAACUAAAGAUUAGGAAUGAUCAACCAAAUAACUCCAUCCUUCGCAAUCGCUUUUAUCCAACGGCGAUGAAAAGGUAACAAGAGUCUUGAGCAAGGCCACGUCACCGUAUUAUAUGUUAGGUGAGAUAAUAAGAGAAGAAGUUGCAAAGAAUAAAAAGAAGCAGAUAUAGAAUAAUUUAGCAUAAGAUUUUUUUAUUAAUGUGUCGAGCUUUUUUUGUGCAUCAUAAAUCAAUUUCUCUUAUCGGAUCAGAUAUAUGACAAUCACUAUUUUUUAAAAAGGCAGUUCCAAUUGCUAAUUGCAAUUGUUCUGAUUUAAGAAAAGUUGUCUUAUUAACUUGAAAUAAUUAGUUUGGGAAAAUAUUUGAUUAAUCACAUAAUUUUGUGGACUUAUAGGAAAAAACAAAAAAAAAUGACUAAGUAAAAGUAGUUUGGAAGGGGUCUAGAAGUCAACCCUCUAAUUCUGAGUGUUUUGGACUCCUUUAAUUUCUAAUUAACCAGACAUUCCUUGGCAUUAGAUGUCAAAAUUUUUAUUUCUUGUGUUCAAACAAAUAAAAUGCUUCACUAACUUCUCAUCAGGUCAGAAUAAGUUAGUUUUAAAUAUGCUUGUGUAUUUUGGUUUAUAAUGUGCAUUUCUUAUGGUUCUAUUGAGUUUAUGAACGUCACUAGUGUUAGACUUAAACCCUUCUUUUGGUCUCAUGAUCUUAGAAUGUGUCAUAUCUUUUCGUUAGUCUAUAUUUGAUUGUGUAACCUCAUUAGAAUGGUGUAAGCGUGAGUUAUAUGUAGUUUCUUUUUCAUGUUUUCAUAUUUGAAAAUGUGAUUCUCUCGAAUAUAUUUUGAUAGUAAAUACACAAAAUGAUAAAUGUGGAUACUAACGUCUGUAUUGUUUAAUUAAACUAAGUAAGAAGUUUUAAUUUCAUAGCUUGUUAUAAUCAUAAUUUCGUUAUUGUUUAGUUUCUUUUACAAUUUCAGUUUUAGCUGAUUCAAUUUAUACAUUUUAUCAUUCUAAUUAUUUCCAUAUCUUGCAAUACCAAAAGUUCCAAAAGCUCCAAAGAGAAGCAUGCCACAUCAGCAUGGAAAUUCAGGUAAAUUAUAUGCUUUCAUUUUACCACAUCAGCUAUAUCAUUUUGUUUUUAAAUCUCCUUUUAAUAAUUGAGAUACAUAUGCCUUCUCCAUUUCUUCUCUUGCUGUUAAUGUAAAUUGUAAACCAAACGUCAAUUAACAACGGACAUAAUCUAGCUCAAUUAACCAAAUGUCAAUUAACAACCUCUGAAACAAUCAUACACAACCCCUUUCUCAAACAUCAAUUUCUUCUGGUUUACAUCUGAGGCAUAGUUCCAACGUGUCUUCCAGAACUUGCAAUCAACAACGGACAUUCCCUUUCUGGCUACUCCUUUUGCAGGCACCUUCGAUUUCAUGUCGAGAUGAUAUUGGUUACAAAAACUUAGCAGCUCCUCCAUGUCCGCUUCUUUGUUCCUCUCAUAAAUAACUUGAAGUUCUAGCUCCUCAGUAGAUAUUCAUGCUGCAAACUCAUCAUCAUGCCGCUUUCUCUCAGCUUCUGCUCUACUCUCCUCAACCUCAAGCUCAUCAUCAUGUUGCUUCCUCUCAUCUUCUGCUCUAGAAGAAGUUGCAAAGAAGAAGGAGAAGCAGAUAUAGGAUACUUUAGCAUAAGAUUUUUUAUUAAUGUGUCGAGCUUUUUUUGUGCAUCAUAAAUCAAUUUCUCUUAUUGGAUCAGAUAUAUGAUAAUUAUUAUUUAAAAAAAGGUAGUUCCAAUUGCUAAUUGCAUUUGUUCUGAUUUAAGAAAAUUUGUCUUAUUAACUUGAAAUAAUUAGUUUGGGAAAAUAUUUGAUUAAUCACAUAAUUUUGUGGACUUAUGGGAAAAAACAAAAAAAAAAUGACUAAGUAAAAGUAGUUUGGAAGGGGUCUAGAAGUCCACCAUCUAAUUCUGAGUGUUUUGGACUCCUUUAAUUUCUAAUCAACCAGACAUUCCUUGGCAUUAGAUGUCAAGAUUUUAUUUUUUUUGUGUUCAAACAAAUAAAAUGCUUCACUAACUUCUCAUCAGGUCAGAAUAAGUUAGUUUUAAAUAUGCUUGUGUAUUUUGGUUUAUAAUGUGCAUUUCUUAUGGUUCUAUUGAGUUUAUGAAAGUCACUAGUGUUAGACUUAAACUCUUCUUUUGGUCUCAUGAUCUUAGAAUGUGUCAUAUAUUUUCAUUAGUCUAUACUUGAUUGUGUAACCUCAUUAGAAUGGUGUAAGCGUGAGUGAUAUGUAGUUUCUUUUUCAUGUUUUCAUAUUUUGAAAAUGUGAUUCUCUCGAAUGUAUUAUUGUGAUAGUAAAUGCACAAAAUGGUAAAUGUGGAUACUAAUGUUUGUAUCAUUUAAUUAAAUUAAGUAAGAAGUUUUAAUUUCAUAGCUUGUUAUAAUCAUAAUUUCGUUAUUGUUUAGUUUCUCUUACAAUUUCAGUUUUAGCUGAUUCAGUUUAUACAUUUUAUCAUUCUAAUUAUUUUCAUAUCUUGCAAUACUAAAAGUUCCAAAAGCUCCAAAGAGAAGCAUGCCACAUCAGCAUGGAAAUUCAGGUAAAUUAUAUGCUUUUAUUUUACCACAUCAGCUAUAUCAUUUUGUUUUUAAAUCUCCUUUUAAUAAUUGAGAUACAUAUGCCUUAUCCAUUUCUUCUCUUGCUGUUAAUGUAAAUUGUAAACCAAACAUCAAUUAAUUUAUGGAACUAUGUAUUAACUUACUCUCUAAAUCUCUCCAAUGGUUUAUUUUCCUACUCCAUUCAUUUUGUUUUCUUCCUCACUCUAUUCGCCUUCUUAAAAAAUCACACCUUCCUCAUCAACUCCUGGAAAGCCACGGUUACCGGUCCUCCGCAGCAGAUAUCUUCUGCUAUAACCUAGAGAUUGGCCGCAGAUACCAACGACGCUGGAAACAGAGAUGUUAUUUUGUCCAUUUGCAUAGACUCUAUCGCGGAUUAUGUGCUGACAGGGUGUGUAAUCCCAAACGGGUCAAACCAAUCUUUACUAGCGGUUAUAUUUUCAGUAGGUUAUAUGAUAUUUGCCAAGGAUGAUGACUUUCACAAUCUGGCACAUAAACUUGAAGAUUUUGCUAGAAGUUUUAAAUCUCAAUUUCAAUCGCUGAAGGAAAACAGUUUCCAAGCUUUACUCGAUUUUCUCUUUUAGGCUUCAAUGAAAUCAGGUUUCUAGCAACAAUGGCAAUCGAGAAUCAAGAGAAGACAAUCCGCGUAAUCCAGCCUAAAAAGACAGUAAACAUGGUAUUUCAAACAACCUUUAUCUAGCAUGAUCUUUUUCUAUGUGCUAUGUUUGGUUUUAGCUUGAAGAAUCAGAACAAUGCACUUUUAAAAAUGUUUUCAUCUUGGAUUGACUCUGCAAGUAAUUUACUUUAUUUUGUGUCACGAAUUGGUUCAUUAUGCUUUUCUAUUACAUACCAAUCUUAUACUUUUGAACCCUCAGUAUUCCGGAGAAAUAGUGAGCAGGAAUUAUAACAUUUAUGGGGUUUAAUAUGAAGGCAAGAACAACAAAGCAUAAGAGAUAAUCUGGAAUAUUAAUUGGUGACUUUUCUGUGCACUAAUUAUGUCAGAUUUUCAACUACUAAACUGAGAUCUCUUAUGCAGAGAAAAGUUGGAAGGACUAUUUGGAAUCUCUUGGUCAUGGUCUUAUGUAUUUUCUUCUAGGAAGUUAUAUAUAUGCUUACAGCCUUACUUUACCCAAUAUUUAUAAGGGAGAAUUAGCAAAAAGAAACACUUUGAAUUUUUGUUUGUCUAAAUUGGAUUUUUCAUACAUUUGGUCAUUUUGGACAAGUUUUACCUUUUGGAAUUGAAAAAAUAGUAAACUAAGUUUUAAAAAUUGGGAAAAAUAUGUAAACCAUUGGAAACAUUAGCAUGACAAUUUAUAUAUUUAAAUUUUAUUUUUAAAAAUAGUGGACUUAUGUUUUAUUUAAUGUUCUAGCACGUAUAUAAUACUCAUUCUAGCCAUCUACCUAGUCUACAAAUCGUAUAGUAAGUAUUACACACAUAUUUAUCAUGGGUAGAGAAUACAAACAAACAUUUCUUCUAUAUUCUACUAGAGCUAGAUUAUGUCAACUAGUAUUCUAACAAGAUGUCUUUAGUCUACUUGUUCUUUUAUUACAACUUAUAACCUCGACUCUGUGAAAUACCUUUAUUUUUUUAUGUGUCAUAACCUUUUCUACCUUUUACGUUAUCAUACGCGUAGGGAAGAAUAAACCCCGUACCCUCUCUUUAAUCCUCUGCUAUACGUAGAAUACAUAUUAUAGGGAAAUCACAAAAAAUAUGGAAACUUCCCUAUUUCGAUAAAAAUCUUUCCUGAAUCUAAACUAAAUAUAUCAUAAAUCUCUCAUAGUAUCUUCUUUCAGAAAUAAAAAAAAAAAAAUCAUAAAACUGCUUUUUCCUUCACUCGAACCCGAGUUAUUUAAUAGAAAAAUACACACGCAAGCCACUAGACCACACAUAAUUUACACUACUUUGAUAUGUACACCAGUUUAUAUACUAUCAAGUAUAAUAAAAAUCUUAAAAUUGAUCCUUUAUUAAUCCACAAUCAAUUUCUGACUUUUGUAUAUUUUGAAUUUCAUAUGACAGGUCAAAAGUGCACGUUUGGAAGUUUAAAGCAAAAUCAUAAGGACAUUUUUGUAAAUUUAGAAGAUUGGGGCAAACAUUACACAGAAAAUUCAUGGACCAAAGCUGAAAAUAGGAAUACUGACUGGUCUAGAUUGAACAACUGAAAGUUUUGGAAUUGAUUUGAGGAGCAAUAUGUACAAACAGAAAGUUAUGGGACAAAUCCGUGAUUAGUCAAAAGUUUGAGGACCUGUCUUGCAAAAUUACCCAAACUUGCCAUUGUUGCUUUCCGAGAAGCUUUCCUUCGAUCCGCGACGGCAAGGGAUGAUUCCAAUGUAACAGAGACAGUGGAGUGAAGCAGAGAGCACGACGAGAUUGGAGCCUUCGGAUAUGAGACGGAGGAGCGACAUCACGAGUUGAAGCCGUGGAGGAAGCUUGGUCGCAGCGAUUGGAACAGAGCAUGACCACAAAAUUGACGAGACGAACAGAACAGAGCACGGUGGUGAGAAGCUAAAGAGGACGACCUCUGGUCGGGAUGAGCAAUAUCUCUUCAGUGGAUGUUUCAUUUCUUUAUGUUUUUCCUUUUUUCCUUUUUAAUAAAACUUAAAUCAA